Messenger RNA from Cloeon dipterum, 5004 nucleotides. Its product is annotated as ral GTPase-activating protein subunit beta. Gene Ontology annotation, molecular function: GTPase activator activity. The record is from RefSeq and is a predicted model, not a curated record. The transcript has 27 exons. Gene Ontology annotation, biological process: activation of GTPase activity; regulation of small GTPase mediated signal transduction. Lineage: Eukaryota; Metazoa; Arthropoda; Insecta; Ephemeroptera; Baetidae. Bases 171 to 4742 code for a protein of 1523 amino acids.
CCCACCUUUGACGUAGAAAGGUGUUGUUCUCGUUAGUCUGUUAAAAUUAUAUUUUUGCUAGAUAAAUGUUGUUAUCACAACUUUCUUUGGACUGAAUUUGCUUAGCAAAGAAUGGUAGAAAGCAGCAGCUUUAUGAAGAUUUUCUGUUGAAGUUCAAGAAAAAAAUAGACAUGUACAGCGAGUGGGCCUCGCUGUCACCACAGAUCCAAAAUGGUUCUAAUGAGAACCUCAGUGUUCUUGGAAAACUUCCCUCUACUGUUGGCAAAGAAGUUGCCAUUUCGGUGGUUAAGAACUUGGUUGCUAAUUUAGGCCUAACCACUCAGCCAGCUGAACCUAGCUCGCUGUCCUCUGAUAAGGAGGUUCAAUGGUGUAUGGAGGUGAUCUGCUACGGCUUAAGCCUGCCACUGUCAGAACACGACACUAUCAGAGAUUGUGUCCAUGUUUAUUGCGAGUGGCUCUCUGCGAUGGAAUCGGUGCCAAAGAUUAGUGUGCCGAAGCCAAUUUGUGAUGACCCAAACUUGUAUGCUAGAAAAAUUAUCCAACACCUACACAAUCUUUUUGUCCCACGAAAAGGGGAAGAAUGGUCCUUCCUUUACAUGAUGGAAUACGGUAAUUAUGGAACAGACACCGUGAACCGCCAAGCAGUGCUCUGCCACAGAGUGUUGCGCACGCUUCAAAACAUGGCACACAAGUCGAGUCGCAUCAACCAAGAGACGUGGGAGGCGCUUCUCUUUUUUCUACUGGCCAUCAAUGAUGCCCUCUUGGGACCUCCAACGCUUAAAGAGGAUAUUGGUGACCAGCUAUGCGAGCGAGUGUUGAGUGCACUCUUUGAAGUGUGGCUGUUGGCCUGCUCCAAGUGCUUCCCUCCGCCUCCAUUGUGGAAGACUCUCCGCGAAUCCUGCAUGAGGUGGCGUCACAGAAUCGCCCUAGUUGAGCAGUGGAACAGAGUUUGUCUCGCCCUUACUGCUCGACUGCUUGAAUUUUUGUACGGGCCGAAUUUUCCCGAGCUGAAAAUAAGUGAAGAGGACGCGCACCUGUGUCCGCAGAACAUGUCUCGAGACUGCAUUGCUCAGACUUGGUUUCGAAUGGUGCACACGAUAGGAAACCCUGUUGAGCUGUGCCAGCCGCAGAUUGUGAGUCAGACGCCUCCGUUCCUGCAGUUUGCGAUUUCCAGCAGCAACGUGGUGGACCCUUGCCAACACCCGUGCCUCAACAUUUUGCCUUCCAUUUACCUGAAGGCCAUCAAAGGCAUUGCAAGCCAAGUCGACGCUUUCUUGGGCAUAGCGCAGCCAAUGGAGUUAACCGACCCUGAAGCAGAAAAGAAGGACCAAAGUCGAGCUGGCUCUACUCCUUCAAAUUCUUCUUCCCCCACCCCACCUCUCCAAAGAAGGCUCGCUAAAAGCUUUAGUGUGGCCCCUUCAGCAAUGACCAAGGGAAUUCCUAAAGCUGCUCUCAUAGGACUCACCAGCAGCCGUUCUUCAACUGUCCACAUUCCGACAACACCGAACUCUGGUCCACCUUCCGCCUCAAGCAUUACAAGCGUCGGUUCCGGAUCGGAGCCUCGACCAGCGCUCGCUCCUGCCAGGUCCAGAUGCAAUAGCAUUUUGCACACUUAUGGAGAAUGGCUUUUUGAGUCUGCCCACAUUGGCUACAGGAGCCCUUACCAUGUCAAGACAGGCGCACAGCCUGAAGGAAGUGUGCAAAGACCAAGUUCCCUUCUUCUAGACAAAAGUGGCCUAUCGUUGCCUCCGAAGAACCCGGAUCUGUCAGACGUGCCUACCAAUUUGACAAUUGACAAAUUUGAAUCGGGCAAAGCGGAGGCCUUUGGCGCUCUUUGCCGAAUUUUCUGCUCAAAGAAAACCGGGGAGGAGAUUCUGCCAGUUUACCUCGCCAGAUUUUAUCUCGCUCUAAAAGUUGGCCUACAAACCCCCAAGGACAAAACAUGUGGUGAAGUACUCUCCAGCAUACUUCUCAACUCCGCAGACCUCUUCCGCUGCGAUCUUGACGGAGUAAAUGUUCUAAUCCCGUCUGUCAUUUCUGCGCUCGAAGUCGUGAUGCCGGAAAAAGACAUAAAAUUAAGAUCUGGAUCUGUCUCCAAAACUGAAUUGAGAAGAGCUUCCAUCCAGCUGUUACUUUCAUUGCUGUCUUUGCCUUUGCACUACCAGAAUCUCCCCAUCAAAGAACUGUGCCCGUCUACAGACAAGGGCAACGCCACUCACGUCACAUUUGCGCUUCUCAAGCCUCGUUUGAUGAACAUUUUAAUCAAUGCCCUGCAAGCUGAAACAGACUCUGUAAAUUGUCAAAUGCUUCUGGGUGGCCUGAUGCUGAGUGUUCAAGACUCAGCAACGAUGGAGGAAUCGGAAAAAGUGUUGCAGCCAGAGAAUGCCGCAGGUCAUGAAUCAUCAUCCAACCUGCUCAGCUCAGGUGCAGCCGCUGCUUGCGACAAUUGCAGCCUCGCCGACUUCCCGAAUAUUUCAUUCACAGAUGUGUUAGCAGACAGUGCGGUCGGCGGCGUCAAAUUCUGCUUUGACUACCCGAAAGGAUUAAUCAGAAAUUCGGCACACGCUCUUUUCGUGAGAGCAACUUAUCUGGUGUGCCACAGAUUGAUUUCCUCGUGGAGACAAGACCUGAAUGUGUCCCUGGCGGCACUUGAGCUGCUUUCAGGGCUCGCUCGAACCAAAAUCAAGGAAACUGACGCCCUGGAAUGCAAAAGGGCUGUCAAGUGGCUGUGCGACUACAUUUCGUACCAAUGCUCACGGCCGCCGCCAAGCCACUCAAAAGAUCUGCAUUCCAGCAUCGUAGCCGCAUUCCACUGCCUUUCCACCUGGCUGGUGCACCACCCUGACCUCCUCAAGGAGAAGGAGAAUGUAAUGACCGUCAUGGAGGUGGUAGAGUUGGGCAUUUCCGGAUCAAAAUCGCAGGGAAAACCUGGGGAGCCUUUGAAAAUUAAAGAGGAUAAGGAGCUAAAGCCUGUGUCAAUGAGAGUGAGAGAUGCUGCCGACUCCCUUCUUACAAUCAUCAUGGAACAGGUUGGAAACGUGCAAAACCCAUGCAGUCCAGCAACCACCUCUUCAAUGUUGGAAGAAGUGUCUCUGAUAAAAUACUGUAAAGGAGAAGACGUGAAAAAGGAUAAGGCUGUCGAGUGGUUCCGUUACUUCGUCAUUGACAAUCACAUUCUGCUGGCACUCCUGGAGGAGCCUCUAGGAAACGAUCCUGAUCCUGUCCCAACGAUCACUGCAAUCGUGAGGAAUUCAUUUGGGCGCUACCUGUGGCAUUUUGAACUGAGGGAUCUCCCCAGAAGCAAAAUGGGGCUCAAAACUGAAGAAAAAGAUCCUGGAAGGCCUCUCCCUGGCAGGGAUAAACAAAAGCGCGCAAAGAAGAACAUCAAGUUCUAUCCUGACUCUGCUGAACGGAUUCCCAAGUGCAAAAUGGAUGGUUCCAUUCCGUCUUUGGAUUCGUGCUACAGCAGUGAUGAAGACAUGGUCGGACAUAAAUUGCUCGGCAAACUGGUCGAAGAAGCGCACACGCGCGAACAGGUAACUGCAAAGAAGGAAAAGAGCCAGCCGCGCCACCCAAAUUACGAAUGCAAGCCACCGCCAAGAAAGACCGAGAUCCAAACCUCUCGACUCUUUCUUUCUAGCCUGGGACUGAUUAAUUUUGACGGAGAGCAGGGCAUUUCUGAGCACCCUCAGCUUACUGUGAUUGACAACAAGAUGAGCGGCUUUGCUGCUGACCUUGAACUGCUUGAUUUCAUGUCUCCUAGAACUUGGGACACGGUCCACUUGUUUUAUGUUAGAUCAAAGCAGACAAGUGCGGAGCAAAUCUGCAAUAAUGUGCUGAAGAAGGACGGUGUCGAUCCGAGAUUUCUUCUGUUCCUGGGUAGCCUUGGCUGGCCAGUUGACGUGUACAAGCACCCUGGGUGGACUGGGCAUGUUGCCACCAGCUGGAAGCUCCUUGAAAGACCCAGAGACUUACCUCCUGAGGACAAAAAUCACGGUGGUUCGCUUUUCAAUGGAGACCACCAGGUCAUUUACUGGGCAGAUGUCAGUUCAGAACUGGCUUUUGUUGUUCCAACCUUGAAAUCAAGACACCUCACGGAAACCUCGGCUGUGCACGCAAAUCCAGACAUAACCGUGCCAGGGCGUCCACUCUCAGCGCAAGGAAUGUCUACUGAUAAGCCGUCGAGAACGCUGUCUCUCGACUUGGAAAAGGGUCCUCCAAACACUGCUAGUGGCGUCAGCCUAAUCAGCGGAAAGGACUCGCCCUCUGCUGUCCGCAGGAGGAAAGCUGCAAUGAUGGACACGAAAGUCGUGGUGCUGUGGGUCGAGAAUUUCGAAGACACUUUCAAACCACCAAUCGCUGAUCUUAUGUCUGUGACGAGCACUGGAUUGGAGUCUGGACCGCUUUUGCGAGACCGACAGGAUGUUUUUGUCAUUUUCCUGCAUCCCCUUGAAAGUGAUCUUGUCAGGGUAAAACUGCAAGGACCAGUUGGGAGCAAACCCUUGUCAUUUGCAAUUCCCUUGGUGGAUGGAAUGGUUGUGAGUCGCAGGGUGAUCGGCAACCUGGUGCGUCAAACAGCGCUCAACAUUUGCCGUCGCCGGCGCUUGGAAAACGACGCUCAACACGCGCCGCAUGUAAGACGCCGACUCAAGAUCCAGGACUUCACGCAGCGCUACAAAUGUGAAAUGAACGUACCUGAACUCUGUCUGCACUUGUUUAACAAAAUCGACAUCUCUUCUUAAAAAUCCUUGUCAUUGUAUUAAAAUGAGGCAAAAUCCAAUCAAAUGGGGCCAAAAACUGAGUUCAUCUCAUUUAUUUUUGUUUUAUAGAUGAUAGAAAUUAUUUAUGACUAUAGCUAAUAAGAUGCUAUGCAAUAUAAAAUGUUACUUAAUUUAAUUCCAUUUAUUUCUUGCGAGGAGAAUUUUGUAUCGGAAAAAGUAUUACGAUUGUUUACAAAAGACACACUCAUUGAAAAAUAAAUCUUAUUAAGUAUAGAAAACAAAA